AUGUUACAGUCGAACACUCCCUACGAUGACGGCAUUAAGAAAGUGUCCUUUUUGUUUGGGCAAGACCUGUGCCACGGAACUAUUGAGUAUAUUUUAUUGACAGCGGUUGACACUGACGAAGUCGAAAGUAUUUUUUUUAUUUGUAGCAACUAUGGAAUUUUUUACGUCCCUCUUUUUUUUCUUUUUUUUUUCUUCGAUUUUUUCUUCCCCUUGCUCCUUCAUUUCUUCUGUUUUUCCAUUUAUUUUUAUUUUUCUUCUUGUGUUUUCCUCUUUUCUAUUUUAUGUUCUUUUUGUUUCUUUUUGAAUUAUUUGUGUUUUUUUUUCUUUUUUGUGUUUCUUUUUCCUUCUUGUUUCAUCUUGUGUCUUGGUCUUCAUUAUUUCUUUUUGUCUUUUUCAUCUCGUUUCUUUUUCUUUUUUCAUUUGUUUUUUUUUCUGUUGCUUUAUUUAUUCUUUUGUUUUUUUUGUUUUCUUUUCUGUUCUUUUUUUCUUGUAUUUCCUUCCUUUCUUUUACUUCAUUCUUUUAUUUUCUUUUCUUUCCCUCUUUCUCAUUCAUUCUUUUUUUUAAUUUUAUUUUCUUUCUUUUUUUCUUCGUUUUAUUUUUUUUCAUCUUUUUUUAUUUUUUCUGCUUUACAUCUUUCUUUUUUUUUUUCACCUUCUUCUUUCUCUAUUUCUUCAGUUCUUUUUGUUUUCUUAUUUUCUUCUUUCUCCCUUUCUUCUUCUUUACGUGGGAAAAUGUUUCUUUCCUGUGGGGAUUUUUCUUAUAAAUAUAAAUCAAUGAACUUGUCUGCUCAUAUCUAUCUAUCUAUCUAUCUAUCUAUCUAUCUAUCUAUCUAUCUAUCUAUCUAUCUAUCUAUCAGUUCAUCUUGA
Messenger RNA from Acanthosepion pharaonis, 867 nucleotides. NCBI's taxonomy places the organism in Eukaryota, Metazoa, Mollusca, Cephalopoda, Sepiida, Sepiidae. The record is from the annotation of a GenBank genome assembly.